Messenger RNA from Parathielavia appendiculata, 1320 nucleotides. RefSeq lists its product as uncharacterized. Bases 1 to 1320 code for a protein of 439 amino acids. Gene Ontology annotation, cellular component: fungal-type vacuole; plasma membrane. The record is from RefSeq and is a predicted model, not a curated record. The transcript is spliced from 3 exons. Lineage: Eukaryota; Fungi; Ascomycota; Sordariomycetes; Sordariales; Chaetomiaceae.
AUGUUGGCCGUCGGAGGCUGCUCAGGGGAGCUGUGCCCUGUCCCGACGGGCUCGCUGCCCUACGGGACGGCACCGGCAGGCACCGCCUUCAUGCUCGCUGCCUUCGCCGCCCUGAUCCCUCCCGUCGUAUACGCAGGGCUUCGGUACAAGACUCCAGUGCACGCUUCGUUGCUGCUCGCGGCCCUUCUCGUUGAAGUCGUCGGCCAUGUCGCCAGGGUCUUUCUGGUCGCAAAUCCGACAAGCCAUGCUUACUCGGCCGUACACCUCCUUGGGACGCACUGGGGCGCCGUGCUCGUCGGAUCUGCCGUGAACCAGGUUCUUCCGCAUGUCUUGGUCAUCUAUGGCCAGGAGUUCCAGCUCGUGUCGGAUCCUGUGUACCUGACGAUACUCUUCUUCAUACUCGACAUUUUUAUGCUGGCGUUUCAGUCCGUCGGGAUCGGGUUUGCUGCUACUGCCAGCACGGCUAUCGAGGUCUCUCAAGGGCUCAAUAUUCUCCUCACGGGCCUUGCCUUCCAAGCCGUCAGCCUUCUGACCUUCUUGGGUACAUAUCGCUACUUUCGAUACAAACUCUCGCAUCGCCGUUAUAUCCUUGACGACACACACUCGCUCGUCUAUCUCUCGCGGCGUUUCAAGUAUUUCAUAGUUUGCCUUCAGAUAGUUGCGCUCCUCCUUUUGGCGCGUACAGCGGUACGGGUAGCCAUUUUCGCCGAAGGCUUGGCCAGCAGCUUCGCCCGUUCACAGCUCACCUCUCUCCUCCUCGACGAUACCCUCGUCCUCAUCGCAGCCCUUCUCCUAGCAGUCUGCCCAGCCGGCCGGUCGUUUGGCGUUGCCUGGGCAGCAACGUCCCCCGUGGCCUCCUCCUCCUCAGAUCGGCCACCAGGCGCGCUGCUUCCCUUACGCCUACGACGCCAUCACCGCCGCAAUCGACGCUCUCACAUCAAUCAACACAUCGUCUCCCUGCCAUUCCCGUCCCCUUCUUCCACAUCGCCACGAUUCAGCCCGGGGUUCACGCCAAAGGCUGGGAUGACACCAGGGCUGCCCGCACACCCGUCGCCUCAUUACGCUCCUACGCUUGUGACGCCGCCGCUCAUAUCGCCGCCGCUGAUCUCGCCGAGGAACAAUCCCGUUCAUCAACGACCUCCCUUUGAUCAUGCGUCGCCUACGCAGGCGGCGCCGUUUCUUGCCCCGCAAGAGAGCCCGGGGCUUGACUCGGCCUUGUGGAUGACACCCGGGCCGACGCCUGGGGAGCAUGGGAGGAAGAGGCGGAUGUGGGUUGGUCAGGACGGGGUUCAGAUGGUGGAUAGUGAGGCGUUGUGGUGA